UAAUGAAUACUCAAUAGAAUUACAUAGUUUUGAAAAUAUACUAAACAUUAAACACUAAAUACAAGUAAAUGUAUAGACAUUGACAUCAAUUAGACAUCACUUGAGUUGAUCCACAUUGAUAUGUAUUGAAUGGUUGGCUCACACCAUGACUGACACCAACGACAAGCCAUUUGUCUGCAGCGAUAAGGAUUGUCUUAUGAGAUUUUCAACUAUUGAUCACUUAAUGGUUCACCAGAAGAGACACGAAAUGAAAUUAAAGUUUCCGACGAUAUCUUCGACAUCGUUCACAAUAGCAGACCAAACACCCACUCCGUCACGAAUUUUGGGCAACUUUUUGCAGAAUUGGGAAGCAGUUGGACUCAAUUCAGAGAUGCAAGAGAUCACAAAUUUGACACCAAUUUUGAACGAUACGAACCAAUCGAAGACCGCUGAAGAUAGCAAUACUUGUAACUCGAAGUCCAGUUCCGUUAGCAAUCCAUUUGCGCAGUCAUUUCAAAAUGCAUUGAAAAAUCCGAUUACGAAACUGAAAAUACCCGAUAUAUUGACCACUACUACAACAUCAGACUCACCGCUCAAUACGCCAUCGAUUUUCCCGAAUGAAGGUCUUAUGGCUAUAGUUAACGCAGCACUAAAUACACCCUAUCAUGACUUUCCAUUGGAUACGACCGGUGCCAACACGGCUAACAUUGACAAAGUGGACGCAAUUAAUAACACUUCAAAUGAAUCAUUGCAACCAAUGACUACUUUGGUUACACGUGUAGUGACGACUGCAUCAAAUGGUCACUCGACUACCGAAACAUUAAGUCAAAAAAGUAUUGCUAUCAAAGGACAACGUUUUCAAGCGGUUCCAGUGAUUCGAACGGCCAAUACUAACAUAAGUCUUAACAAUAAUAUAUCAAUUACUCAAACAGUACCAAACAUUGUUAUCUCAAAACCAAAUCAUCAGAUAAUUAAGACAAUAAACACAAUAAAUACAACUAAAUUACGAACGGUUCCAAUCGCACAACAAACCGUUCAGAAAACUACUGCAAUAAUAGCACCCAAAAUAAAAGCUGAUAAUGCGAUCACAAUUGCCAACAAUAAUUCACUCUAUAAAGUGAUUCUUAAGCUUCCAGACGGUCGAUCAGUUCAGUUGCCAUUAAUUCAAACACCAAUCAAUCAAACAUCACUUCAACCGACAACUGUUACAAACAUUACACCGAAAGAGAACGCAUUGACAACUGUGACAAACAGCGAAUCACUUGCCAUCACAUCGAGCUCUAGUCUGUCAUCAAGUGUUCAAAGCAAAGUUGACGCCUCCUUGGCUUCACUUCCACCCAAAGCAAAACCUGGAAGAAAGAGUAAGUUUGCACCAGAAGAGGAUCCCAAAGAAAAGAAGGCCCGAUCUCUUGAGCGCAACAGAGCUGCUGCCAUGAGAUGUCGUCUUAAACGCAAACAUUGGAUCGAUUCGCUCGAAGAGAAGGCGGAUGAAUAUGAGAGACACAAUGAAAAACUUAAUAACGAAGUGGUUUCACUCAGACGUGAAGUCACUCUUCUUAAGACAGCACUUCUCGCACACAAAGACUGUCCCGUCACUCAACAACAGCAACAGAAAACAGUUUCAUCUAAUGAAAUAAUAACAAUUUCGACCACAAACGGGAAUUUACAUAAAAUAGUUAACAAUAAUUUAGAAUCUAAUGGUCUGACAUGAGAUGUUAU
Messenger RNA from Oppia nitens, 1698 nucleotides. Its product is annotated as cyclic AMP-dependent transcription factor ATF-7-like. Gene Ontology annotation, molecular function: DNA-binding transcription factor activity, RNA polymerase II-specific; cAMP response element binding. The record is from RefSeq and is a predicted model, not a curated record. Lineage: Eukaryota; Metazoa; Arthropoda; Arachnida; Sarcoptiformes; Oppiidae. Bases 146 to 1690 code for a protein of 514 amino acids. The transcript is spliced from 4 exons. Gene Ontology annotation, biological process: regulation of transcription by RNA polymerase II.